AUGUUCCGAUCUCUGCGACUUGCUCCCCGCGUGGUCCGCUCUGCGCGAUGGAAUUCGACCUCCAGUCCAACCACGCCGCCCUUGAUGGCUACACUCAGGACUGAUCUGAAGACCGCAAUGAGGGCAAAGGAUACCGACAGAUUGAACGUCCUUCGAGCCCUUAUUUCCGAGACAAACAAUUCACAGAAAACCUCGUCUCCCAUUCAAACAGAUCUGCAACUUCUCGCAUUGAUCAAGAAACGGGUUGCCGCCGCGAAAGACUCGGGGCAGCAGUUCUUGGAGGCCAACCGACCGGACCUGAAAGAAAAAGAGGACAAGGCCCUCGCCAUUCUGGAGGAAUACGGUGGCCAUGUGCAGACCAUGGGCUUGGACGAAAUCAAGCAGAUUGUGUCCCAGGAAGUGUCCAAUUUGAAGGAGGCCGGCAGGAAGGUUGAAAUUGGAGGCCUUCUAAAAUCCCUCUUUGCGCCUGGAGGCGCGCUGGAUGGCAAGCCUGCAGAACGCUCGGAAGUCGCGAAGAUUGCCAAGGAGGCCGUUUCUUCGGCUUGA
Molecule: messenger RNA, 546 nt
Organism: Aspergillus ochraceoroseus IBT 24754
Lineage: Eukaryota; Fungi; Ascomycota; Eurotiomycetes; Eurotiales; Aspergillaceae
Exons: 2
Coding region: 1-546 (181 amino acids)
Cellular component (GO): mitochondrion
Molecular function (GO): carbon-nitrogen ligase activity, with glutamine as amido-N-donor
Source: RefSeq, a predicted model, not a curated record